UAAUGAUGUCAACCGAAAGCUGGCUCUUUCAGUGUUGUAGUAUUCGAGAUAUGGUUGUUAAUACUAAUGUUGACUUUGGCAUAGCUCAGAAUGGAUUCUCAGAUCAAGCACGCCGUGGUUGUUAAAGUGAUGGGGAGAACAGGUUCGCGUGGUCAGGUGACUCAGGUAAGAGUGAAGUUCACAGACUCGGACCGUUUUAUCAUGAGGAAUGUGAAAGGACCGGUGAGGGAAGGAGACAUCCUCACUCUCCUCGAGUCCGAGAGAGAAGCCAGAAGACUCCGUUGAUUCUUAUGCAAAGUCUACUCAAGAUUUACAUUUUGAUGGUCAUUUCUCUUUUUGUUUUUCCCUAAGAAAACUGCUAUGUGUUAAUUAGUCUUUAUUGUUCAGACAAUGUUCGAAGAAUUUUUAAGACUAAACAUAUGUGCCACUAUUAUCAUCAAUCCAUCAUCAUCAACUUAA
Molecule: messenger RNA, 459 nt
Organism: Brassica oleracea var. oleracea
Lineage: Eukaryota; Viridiplantae; Streptophyta; Magnoliopsida; Brassicales; Brassicaceae
Product: 40S ribosomal protein S28-2
Exons: 2
Coding region: 91-285 (64 amino acids)
Biological process (GO): maturation of SSU-rRNA; translation; ribosomal small subunit assembly
Cellular component (GO): cytosolic small ribosomal subunit; ribosome
Molecular function (GO): structural constituent of ribosome
Source: RefSeq, a predicted model, not a curated record